Rhodamnia argentea is the source of this 2059-nucleotide messenger RNA. RefSeq names its product APETALA2-like protein 3. The record is from RefSeq and is a predicted model, not a curated record. Gene Ontology annotation, molecular function: DNA binding; DNA-binding transcription factor activity. NCBI's taxonomy places the organism in Eukaryota, Viridiplantae, Streptophyta, Magnoliopsida, Myrtales, Myrtaceae. Gene Ontology annotation, biological process: regulation of DNA-templated transcription. The coding region runs from base 420 to 1892 and encodes 490 amino acids. The transcript has 11 exons.
CCUGGGUCGAAAAUGUUCCGUCACUCGUCCUCUCUCCCCUUCUCCGAAAAAAUCUCUUCUCCCUCUCUGCAGAGGAAGCGACGGACGAGCUUGCUCCGAUGAGAAUCGCAGCACCGGACGAAUCCAAAAUGCCGCCUCCUCUCUGCUCUCCGGCCGAAAGCGACGGCGUCUGAGCUGCUUCUUAUCGUCGCCGGCUGCUUCCUCCGGCGUCUUCCCGAUAGAUCGGAGUUAGGAGCCUGCAUCGACGCUCGAGACCGCGAUAUCGGUUAAGCUCCGUCGCUCCAUCGAUAGCUCAGGCGAACUUUUGAUUUGCGCUGAAAUGUGGGGGGACUAGCUGAAUUUGGAGCUAGAACCGGUCGAAGCGAUAGGUGCGGGCUGUGAAGUCGAGCUACGUGCGGUCGUCUAGUUGAGUGAGAACGAUGCUGGAUCUCAACCUCAAUGAGCAGCUCUCCACCUCGGGGUCGACUCCGAACGAGAGCCCCGUGGCGAUUCUCAAGGGGCUUCCUGAUGCGCCGGGGGCUCAAAUGGACGAGUCCGGGACCUCGAACUCGUCGAUCGUCAAUGCCGACGGUUGCGACGACGAGUCGUGCUCGACACGCGCUGCCGACCUUCGCACUUUCAGCUUCGGCAUCCUGAAGGCCGGCGAGGGAGGUGCUAGUGUCGCGGACGACGAACUCGGUGUGACGAAGCAGUUGUUCCCAGUGAGGGAGGUGGAUGCGGAUUUGGAGAGGUGUGUUGAAUCGUCUUCGAUUGAUCAGGGGAGAGAUGUUUUCUCGGUUGAUACCUGUAAGGGUAAGGAAAGUCCGAGGCUGGCGAUGCCACAACAGCGGAGGAAGAGCAGGAGGGGACCGAGGUCAAGGAGCUCGCAGUAUAGAGGGGUUACUUUUUAUAGGAGGACUGGAAGAUGGGAGUCGCACAUAUGGGACUGUGGAAAACAAGUGUAUUUGGGUGGAUUCGACACUGCACAUGCUGCAGCUAGAGCCUAUGAUCGAGCUGCAAUAAAAUUCAGAGGGCUUGAUGCAGACAUAAAUUUCAGUUUGAGUGAUUAUGAGGAUGAUUUGAAACAGCAGAUGAAGAAUCUUUCAAAGGAAGAAUUUGUACACAUACUUCGUCGACAGAGCACUGGCUUUUCCAGGGGAAGUUCGAAAUAUCGAGGGGUGACACUGCACAAGUGUGGGCGUUGGGAAGCUAGAAUGGGGCAAUUCCUUGGCAAAAAGUAUAUAUACCUAGGCCUAUUUGAUAGUGAAGUAGAGGCAGCAAGGGCGUAUGACAAAGCAGCUAUCAAAUGUAGCGGAAGAGAGGCUGUGACCAACUUUGAACCUAGUACGUACGAGGGAGAGAUGAUUUCAAAAACCAGCAAUGGAAAUAGCAUCUACGGUGACCAUGGUCUUGAUCUCAAUCUUGGGAUAUCAGCUCCCUCGAGGGGAACAAUGGAAAUCUUAGAGCCUUCCCAGUUCCUUGCUGACCCUGGCAACAUGAGUCAGGGAAGUAGUUUGAGGGUUGAAAACUCUGCUGCAUCCUGGGCCGAUCCAUCUUUUGAAGGUUUAUCAAUGACAUCAGGACAUCCUCCUCCUUGGACUGGUGUAUAUCCUAGUGUCUUUCCUCGCAUGGAAAGAGCUAAAGAGAAGAUAUGUGGGUUAGGCUUGUCGCAAGGACUCCCUACCUGGGCGACACGAAUGCAUGGUCAUGUCAAUUCUACCCCUUUAACACUGCUCUCUGCUGCAGCAUCAUCAGGAUUCUCACUGUCGGCCGCUCCUCGCUCUCCUGUCAUUCUUCCCCCACUGCUAACCGACUCAACAAGCCAAAGCAACCGGUUCUCUUUACCCUCCUCGGCUGCCAACAACGUCUCUCAUGGCUACUAUCAGUUGAUGCCUCAAUGGCCUCCUAAGUAACUCUUAAAUCUCUGAUGAAGGGUUUGAAGAGAUCAAUGCUUAUGAUUAGGAGGUGAAUCUCGGCACUCUUUGUCAGCUCUCUUUGAUGGCCAACGUGUCAUGUUCAUGAAUUCAUCCGAAAGAUGAAAAAAAAGUGUCAUCCAUUAUAAAACAACAAUGAGAGGUUU